Colletes gigas is the source of this 1947-nucleotide messenger RNA. RefSeq lists its product as uncharacterized. Gene Ontology annotation, molecular function: nucleic acid binding; RNA-DNA hybrid ribonuclease activity. The transcript is spliced from 2 exons. The coding region runs from base 1 to 1947 and encodes 648 amino acids. NCBI's taxonomy places the organism in Eukaryota, Metazoa, Arthropoda, Insecta, Hymenoptera, Colletidae. The record is from RefSeq and is a predicted model, not a curated record.
AUGCCGCAAUGCGAUUCCAAUUUAAUAGAGUUCAAGCGGGCAAGGGUCAAAGCAAGGAAAAUCCUUAAACAAGCAAAAAAGAAUUCGUGGAUAAAUUACAUCGCAUCCUUAACAAAGACCACUCCAUGUGAACAAAUAUGGAAUAAACUGAAGAAAAUUAAUGGCCACAAAGGAUCUGUACUAAGCGUAUUUUUAUUCUUGAUUGCAAUAAAUGAUAUCGCUGAAGUCUUCUGUAAACCAGUUAAGCACACCAUAUUCGCUGACGACUGUACCUUCUUUAUAACCGGGAAAAGUCUAAGCACCAGUCAGCAAAUCCUUCAAGACAAUUUAGAUAGACUCCAAAAAUACGCCCUACAAACUGGAUUCAAAUUCUCCAAAAAGAAAACCACCGUAACAAUUUUUUCAAAACAAAGAACAACACAAAACCAUCAACUACAGCUACACUUAGGCCAGCACCAACUCAUGAUAACAAGCACGCCAAAAAUUCUCGGCCUAAUUUUUGAUAACAAAUACACUUGGACUCUAUUCUUUAAAAAGCUCAAAGAAGAAUGUGUAAAUAGAUUAAAUAUAUUGAAGAUCAUCGCUUCGAAAAACUGGGGAGCUGAAUUCCAAAUUCUAUUAAAUUCAUAUAAGGCCUUAGUUCUGUUCCAACUUGAUUAUGGGUCAAUCGUCUACGAUUCUGGAAAACCACGAGUUCUAAAAUUAUUAGCACCUAUACAUAAUGCCGGAGCUAGAAUAGCCACUGGAGCCUUCCGAACGAGUCCGGUUACUGCAAUUCUAUGCGAAGCUGGUUUGACACCACUAGAAACUCGAAGAAAACAACUGAACUUAUCGUAUGCAGCAACCAGAUUAUCAACGCCUUCAAACCCUAUCUACGAACAAUUAACUAACACCGCUCAUUUCAAUGAAUUUAAGGAAAAGCCCAAACUACCGAAACCGUUAAAUAAUAGAGUCAAAACAUACUGGCAAGAACUAAAUAUGGAUACACCAAAAAUUAUAUCGAGAAUACAGUAUCAAAUUCCACCAUGGACGAUAGAUCCUCCUUGCAUACUCGAAAAAAUUCUGGAAGCAAGAAAAAACACCAACUCAAACGUUCUCAAAAGUCUAUAUACUGAAUUAUCAAAUGAAUACCCACACCAUACGCAAAUUGUCACUGAUGCCUCAAAAUCAGGACAGGGGACUGGAUGUGCGGUAUGCACUCCUGAACAUGAACUGCUAUUUAGGCUUCCGGAAACGUUCACAGUAUUCACUAGUGAAGCAUUAGCCGUUCUACAAGCCCUGAAGUACAUAGAAGAAACAACACACAACAAAUCCAUCAUUCUAACUGAUUCUAAAAGCACCCUACUCGCUCUACAAAAUUUGGAAACAAAUAACUCAGUAAUCCAAAACAUUAUUGAAUUAAAUGAAACCCUUAAGCGAGACAAAAGAGAAGUUUUAUAUUCCUGGGUCCCCGCCCAUAUUGGUAUUGAAGGCAAUGAAAAGGCCGAUACAGCAGCAAAACUGGCUAGCUCCAGUACAGCUAUAAUGAAAUAUGAGCAAGCAACUCAUCAAGACCUCCAAAAGUAUUGCACCAAGGCACUAACGGGAGUGUGGAAUGAAGAAUGGAGAAAUAGCAGACCAACUAAGCUACACAAAGUUCGAAACAAUAUAUAUGACUUCAAUCCGGCACUACCACUAAAUAGAAAAGAUCAAGUGAAAACAACCCGAUUAAGAAUAGGACACUCAAGCUGGACACACUCAUACCUUAUCACAAAAACCGAACCAAAUUCCUGCGACAUCUGUAACGUAGAAAAUACUAUUGAACACAUCUUGACAAUUUGCCCUAAAUACAAUAUGAAGAGGAUUCAACAUAAGCUACAAAAUUCACUAACGAUCCUACGAGAAAUAGACUCAUGCAAAAAAGUUUUAAACUUAUUAAAAGACAUUAAAGUAUGCCAAUUGCUCUAA